GUGAUCGCGUCUUCUCCUCCCAAAGCAAUCGCCAUUCGCCGGUUCACCUUUUAUUUUUCCACCGUCCCAUUCACACUGCCACCAACAACAUCAACUUUAGUCAACUACCCUCCCUUUUCUUUCUUUCUUUCUUUCUUUUUCUUUCUCCUUUUUUAUUUAUUUAUUAAAAUAAAUAAUCAUAUUCUAUUCUUCACCCCCUCCUCCGUAGCCGCCACCAUCGACCACUACUCUUCUACUUUCAGAGCUUCCUCAAGCACUUGCAUCAGCGUGCUCGGUCUUGCUUACUUGCUAUUUUCAGUCUUCCUACUAAUUUUCAAGAAUGAGGAUUACUAAGGAAGAAUCAUCAAGCAGUGCUGCACAGGCAAUAGGCUUGAUAUCAACAGUGAAGGAAUUGCAUGGGGUUACCUCUUUGGAUCUUAAUAAAUUAUUGAGGGACUCUGAAAAUUUUACUAUUCACUUCCUUACCCAAAAAGGAUCAUUGUUGAAGAUUGAUAUGGAAAAGCUUGCAGGAUCUCUUCCAUUGCACCUUACUGCAGUGCUAAUGUCAUCUGAUAGAGAUGAAGCCAUGUUCAGAUACUUGUUAUAUGGCAUUCGUCUCUUGCAUUCCUUGUGCGAUUUAGCCUCCCGAAAUUCUAAGUUUGAGCAGAUUUUGCUGGAUGAUGUGAAAGUGAUGGAACAGCUGAUUGACUUGGUUUUCUACAUGCUAAUUGUUCUUGGUGGUUAUAGACAGGAAGACCAUGGUUUUAGUCAUAUGCACCUUGUGCAUUCAACUCUUGUAGCAUGCAAUUUGUAUCUACUAACAGGGUUUAUAUCAACACAAUGGCAAGAUAUUGUUCAUGUAUUGCUUGCGCACCCCAAGGUUGACAUAUUUAUUGAUGCAGCUUUUGGAUCAGUUCGCAUGGUUGUUAGGUGUCUUGACAAUGCAGUGGUAGCUUAUUACAAAGAUAUUUCCAUGGAAUCAAAUCUGACAGCUGAAAGAGUAGUUUAUUAUCUCUGCCAGCAGUGUGAAGCUUCUCUGCAGUUUCUUCAGUCACUAUGUCAACAGAAAUUGUUUAAGGAGCGUCUGCUUAAGAAUAAGGAAUUAUGUGGAAAGGGGAGCAUUCUUUUUCUUGCUCAAUCCGUCUUGAAAUUACACAUUCAACCAUCUUUUUCAACUAGGAUCAUGGCGGCUAUAUCUAGGCUAAAAGCUAAAAUACUAUCUAUUCUGCUGAGUUUGUGUGAAGCAGAAAGCAUGUCUUAUCUUGAUGAAGUAGCCAGCUCAACACGAAGUUUAGAUUUGGCUAAAUCUGUUGCAUUAGAGGUAUUUGACUUGUUGAAGAAAGCCUUUGGAAGAGACCCUGGGCAUCUCACUGCUGACAGAAGUCACCCAAUGGGGUUUGUACAGCUCAAUGCAAUGCGUUUAGCUGACAUCUUCUCAGAUGAUUCAAACUUUAGAUCUUACAUGAUACUUUGUUUUACUAAAGUUCUGACAGCAAUAAUUUCACUCACUCAUGGAGAUUUUUUAUCCUGUUGGUGUUCGUCUAAUCUCCCAGAGACAGAGGAGGAUGCAAGUCUUGAAUAUGAUAUAUUUGCUGCAGUUGGAUGGAUUUUGGAUAAUACUUCACCGGAUGUGCGGAAUGCCGCAAAUUUGGAAUUCAAUCUGAUUCCUAACAGCAUGCCUAGGGCUUCUUAUGCACAUCAUAGGACGUCAUUAUUUGUCAAGUUCUUUGCAAAUCUUCAUUGUUUUGUUCCCAACAUAUGUGAAGAACAGGAGAGGAAUCUUUUUGUUCUCAAGGUCUUGGAGUGCUUGCAAAUCGAUCUAUCUAACUUGCUGCCUGGGUUUUCUUUUGCUUCUGAUGCUCCUAAAGCUGCCACUGCUACCAAGAACCUCCGCUCAUUGUUAAGUCAUGCAGAAUCUUUGAUUCCAAACUUCUUAAAUGUGGAGGAUGUGCAACUUUUAAGGGUGUUUUUUGGCGAAUUACAAUCACUAAUUACUUCUACGGGAUUUGAGAAAAAUCGUGUUCAAGAUAGCAAAUUUGAGGAGUCAUUAUCUUGGGCUAAGCUUUCUAAACUCAACAUCAAUGAAUGUUAUCAGGAGGCUCAGAGUGCGGGGGGAUGCCCAUCACCUUUAACUGGAAAAGAAUCUGCUGAUCUUAACAAGAAGGGUGGUAACUUCAAGGAAGGAAUGUCUGAGAGUUCUGCAUUUCCAGACAUGGACCAACAUAAUACCAGAGCUGAAGACACAAAUCCAGGCAAUGGCCUGAAUAAGCAAGAUCAGGUAGAAGAUAAAGGAAUAUCUGGUAAAACUGCAUCAGGAGGAGCAAGAGAUACAGACAAGGAUGCUCAGAAUGUUGAAACGAGUGGUUCAGAUACUAGUUCUGCAAAAGGAAAGAAUGUUGUUGAUCAUAUGGAUAACGGCGAGCUUUCAAAAUCAAAUGAGCAUAUUAGAAAAGUUGUAGUUGAAGAAAAUGCAGAGGAUGAAAAGAUUGAACUUGCACAGAGGAGAAAAAGAAAGCGAACUAUAAUGAAUGAUAAACAAGUGACACUGAUUGAGAGGGCACUCUUGGAUGAGCCUGAUAUGCAGCGAAAUGCAGCUUCACUUCAAUCAUGGGCUGAUAAAUUGAGUUUUCAUGGUUCUGAGGUUACAUCUUCACAGCUUAAAAAUUGGUUGAAUAAUCGAAAAGCUAGGCUAGCUCGCACAGCUAGGGAUGUUCGAGCAGCAGCUGAUGUUGACAAUCCAGUCCCAGACAAGCAAAGAGGACCGGUAAUUGGGUCCUAUGACUCACCUGACAGUCCAGGUGAUGCAUCACAUGCAAAAAAAGACCUUUUUAGUUUCGCUGCAGGGCAUAAACCUGAGCCUUCACUGGCUGGAUUUGUUAAUGUUGGUUCUCCAGAAUUUGGUCAUUGCCAUGCAGGUCAAUAUGUUGUGCUUGUAGGUGGGCGAGGAGAGGAGAUUGGCAAAGGAAAGGUAUUUCAGGUGCAUGGUAAGUGGUAUGGGAAGAGCUUGGACGAAUUAGCAACCUGUCUUGUGGAUGUUUAUGAGCUUAAGGUUGAUAAUGGGUUACGGCUACCCUACCCUUCAGAAGCCACUGGCACCUCAUUUGCAGAGGCUGAAACAAAGUUAGGUGUCAUGAGAGUAUUAUGGGAUUUGAACAGAGUAUAUGUGUUGCGGUCUGAAUGAAUUCAAUGAUGCUUCGGUGGCUGCAGCUAUUCCUUUGCUUCCUGCUGCAAUCUGUUAUAAAUCUUUCUUGCUUGCGGUUUUCCCUGUAUGUACAUGUCUUCUAUUCCCAUAAACAGUAAUUGAAGGGAUAGCUGAGAAGAACAAAGAUAACGAAUAGAAAGAGUCCAGGUUGUUUACGAAGGGACUAUAGAAAGUAGAAGAGGACAGUUAUGGAGAAAGCAAGGGCGAUUCAACAAUGAAAGAUAGAUUAGGAUAUCAGCCACAGCCGGCGGAAAAAAAUGGUUAGUAGGGUCUUAUACAGAACAUGCUUCUCAGAAUUUUCCCAGCAACUGACUAUGCAGAAACUAUGUAGGGCGUGAUAUAAUCUGGAAUUAUAUGAUUUUCCAUACUCAGAUAUUGAGAAUAAACUAGUUGUCCGAUGCACCCCGUAACCCACCCCCCCAAAAAAAGGGCAAGAGAGUUGAAUUUAAUUUGAAGGAAAACAGGGGACGUAAAUUCUAUUAGGAUUAAUAUUGGCAAAC
This is a messenger RNA of Gastrolobium bilobum, 3681 nucleotides long. Its product is annotated as nodulin homeobox-like. The record is from RefSeq and is a predicted model, not a curated record. Gene Ontology annotation, molecular function: single-stranded DNA binding. Gene Ontology annotation, biological process: flower development. Lineage: Eukaryota; Viridiplantae; Streptophyta; Magnoliopsida; Fabales; Fabaceae. The transcript has 19 exons. The coding region runs from base 320 to 3160 and encodes 946 amino acids.